ACCAGCAUCGAUUCAAAUUCCUAAAGCCAUAAAACCAGAGAAAAAGAAAAGUUAUCAAGUGUGUGUCCAGACAGAGUUUCAGAGGCUGCUGUCCACAGCCACCACCCACAGAAACCGAACAAGAAGACAAAUAGAACCCCACCCACUACCCCCAACCUAACUAAACUAAACCCACAAAAAGGAAGGCUCUCUUCUAAAAUACUAAUCAUAAAAAUCUCUCUGUCUCUCUCUCCCUCUCUCACUCUCUGUUGUUCUUCUUCCUCUUCUAUUCCAUAAUCCAUUCCCCUAAUUCCAUCCAAAGUCACUACUCUCUCUCAUCUUGACCCAUUGUUCCCUCUUAAUUCAUUCCACAGUUUGUUUUUCUUUCUUUAUAUCUUUCUUGGACAAUCAUGCCUGUGAUUGUUGAUGAUAACUCAACAAUAGCAGAACAGAUUAGAUACAGAAGACCCAGAAACAACCAACCCAUCCCAGAAACAGAUCCAAACCCACCUCAAAUACCUUCUAUCAUCCAAUCCACUCGCUGUAAAUCCACCAUUUCCUCUCUCCUCCUCUCCACUUUCAACACCACCACCACCACCCCAAAGAAGAAGAAUUUCACAUCGGGGACAUUCAGGGGGCUCGGAUGCGCUGCCGCCGCCUCGUCCAAGGUAUCGGUGCCGGCGGUGAUUCGGAAUUCGGCGAAUUGGGAAGCGAAGAAAGUGAGGAAGAAGAAGCAGAGGAAGAACAAACCCCCCAAUCAAGCUGUGGUUAUGCCAAGCAACAACAACAACCCAUCUUCAUCAUCAGCAGCAGCAUCGACCUCAGUGAUUGUUGUUCCUGAUGUUUGGUGUGGGCCUGGGAUUGGUUUCACCACUGAUGCUUCCUCUGUUGAUUGUGUUGUGUCAAGGAGGACUGUCUCUGGAAGAUCCAAAGUCGAUGGUGAAAAGUUGAAUCAGAGGGAGCGUCUUUCAUAUUCUACGAGGAGGACGGUGAGAUCUGAACCUAUGUCUUUUAUGGAUUCUGAUCAUUCAUUUGGAAUGAUGCACCCGGGAUUGGAUGUAUUUGGUGCACGGUAUCAUCGUCAUGAUCGGCAUCGUUCUCCUGAUGGCCUUGCUGAGAUCAUGAUGCUCCAAAGUAGUUUGAUGAUGGGAGGAAGAUCCGAUGGAUUUGAUCGAUACAGAGACUGGAGACUUGAUGUCGAUAACAUGUCAUACGAGGAAUUGCUUGAGCUUGGCGAUAGAAUUGGGCAUGUGAAUACUGGGUUGAAAGAGGAUGAGAUAGUCCACUGCCUCAGAAAAACCAAGCUUUUGGAUAAUUUGUGGUCACAAUUCUCGGAAAUUGAAUGGAAGUGCAGCAUUUGUCAGGAGGACUAUGAAGCAGAAGAUGAGACGGGGAAACUGGAAUGUGGACACUUCUACCACAUUCAUUGCAUAAGGCAGUGGCUUGUGCAGAAAAAUACUUGCCCUAUCUGUAAAACUGAGGCAGCAGCAGCUCAAGAAUGAUACUUGCCAUCCUCACAAACCCUAGCGGUGUUUGGACUAAUAUGAAUUGAUCCCUGCACUGUGUGUAGUUUCGAUCUCCUGCACGAACAAGAAUCCAUUGUUUGUUGUGGUAGUUUGGUCCUUUUCUACACAAUGCAUUUGAAAUGAUGGGUGUUUGGUGAUUGAGAAUUCCAUGUUGGUUCAAAGUUAUGGUUCGGGAAAUCAAUUGGGAUCGUUUCAGCGAUUUUCUUCAGCAUUUCAUCCUCUUACUAUUCUAGAUGUUCAAUAUAUGUAAUGCUUUUGCUCCUGUAUCAUCCUCUUACUAGUAAUGAUUCUGGAUUUAUUUUGCAGAGCAGUGUUGUUAUAAUUAUUAUUAUUAUUAUACAGUAAUGAUUCUGGAUUAAAGGCUUUUAAGGCUCAAGCUCUGCUUAAGAAACUUGAAGGCUUGCCUUUAUAUUUAACAAUGUAUACACUUUCAACAUUUGGAGCUGCUCAUAUUUGAUUAUUGCUCAUGUUUUAUUU
This is a messenger RNA of Camellia sinensis, 1982 nucleotides long. RefSeq names its product RING/U-box superfamily protein. NCBI's taxonomy places the organism in Eukaryota, Viridiplantae, Streptophyta, Magnoliopsida, Ericales, Theaceae. The record is from RefSeq and is a predicted model, not a curated record. Gene Ontology annotation, molecular function: ubiquitin protein ligase activity.